AUGACUCGAAACAACCUCGGCGAGCACUUGACCUGGCUGCUAGCUAACAUCGACCUACACGCACCAAACGCGCCUGUGUUGCCGCCCAUACGCGACCAACUUCUUGGAGAGCCCUCACCCUCCGACGCGACACCCUUCUUCACCCCCUCGACCGAAUUGCCUCCAGAUACGCGUCCGGGUGGUCCUGUCAGGCCCUCGCUGUAUCCUGUCCUGCCUACUGAUCGGGACCGGCAAACCACUGCGGCCAAUGGGGCGUCUGGGUUGCGCACCAGAUCGCAGGAGGUUCGCGACGGAGAGGUGUUAGCGGGGAACAUGGGACGGCUGGUCCCCAAAUCCGGCUCGAAACGGCCGACUCUUGUCUUGGCCCAGGAGCAGCUGCUCACGCCGACUUCGACCACUGGCGCCGGGUCACUCUCAAGUCAAUAUAGUGCGUUGUUGAAGAAGAGCUCGGCUAAGAAGCGAACGUCGUCUCGACAUCGACCCUCCGAAGCCCAACCAGAAAACCCGUUUCUGACCCCGGGCGCCACCCUUGCCAGUACUCACAUAUUCGACACGAUCGACCUGACCAAUGACAGUAACGAGACAACGCCGAAUUCGGUAGCAUUUGGGAGCACUACCCGACUGUGGCGGGAAGACUUCGCCACGAGGCCGGAGCCAGCACCUACGACUGAAGAAUCAGUAGCGUUUGGGAGCGAUGACGAGAUGAUAUGGCAGGAGGAGCAUGCGAGCAGACCAGCACCGAUAUCCACCGAAGAGAACUCGGACAUAUUUGGAAGCGGCGUCAGGGUCUGGGAAGAAGAAUCGGCUGCUCGGCCUCAGCCCUCGCCUGCAAGGCGUGGGAAAAAGCGGAAGAGUGACCAGAUUACUCAGCCGCCACCGACUACAACUACCACCGAUGAAUUCCCAGACAUAUACGAGCUCCUGUCCGAUGACGAAACACUACACAUUAGGCCGAAGAGGUCUCCUACCAAAUCGCCAGCGAGGAGGAAGGUUAAGACCAGUCCAAGCAAGUCACCAUCCAAACCCAUAGAUGCAGCGGGAAGCAGUGCAAUCCAUCGAGUGAGGCAAGAAACAAAUGCUGCUAGCAAAUUGUCGCCCGUCACCGAGCUCAAGGGCGAGCGCUCCCCGCUCGAGACACCUAGGAAACAUGCUACCCCGGGAAUACUGAAGACUACAGAGAGGCAGCGGAGUCCAUCCGUUCCCGAUUCAGGCUCAGUUUUUGGCGAUGACAUGGGAAGUCCUACUGAACGCCGAGUGCAAAGGUCUCGGACUGGAGGGCGCGAUGAACGAGUGAUUCAGGAUUCGGAUGACGAGUUCAUGACUCCGCUUGGUUCCAAUGAUCCCGAAAGUCCUGCUGCCCAGCCACUUAGCUACACUAAGUCACCUGUUCGGAGGUUGCAAGACGUGCACGACAAUAUUGCCCCCGACACCCCUUCGAAAAUACGGCAAGCUGUGCCGAAUGAGAAACCAACAGCAUCCCGAUCUCCUAGGAAACGCGAUCAACACCAGGCUUCUCAAAGUGAAGCGAUUGAAGACUACCGCUCUGAGACAGGAUUGGCCCCUUCUCAAGAAUCGCAGCCCAUGUCCAUAAGCGACGAGGAGUUGUCUGUCAUUGUACAGCUGUUCUUGGGUCAACCAUCGAUCAUCGAAAGAAAACGAGCUUCACUCGAAGUGAGUCUGCUAAACAACAGAAACGCCUAUAAGAAGUCGCUUGAGGAGAGCAAUCUUGAACCAAGAGGUCGGCUUAGGCGAGAAAAGAAGCGACUCAUAGAGCAACAGGCGUGUUUGGAUGUUCUUUCCAGUGACAAUCGGGCAUAUGAUGAGUUGAAAGUCAAGAGGGAUGGUCUGAUAGCCCGAAUCGACGACGCUUAUGCACAUCAUUUGGACACAGAAGACGACGAGGCCCGUCUUGAUGAGCUGGACGUCCUACUCAAAGAGCGUCAAGAACUGCUGAAGUCGAAACUGCCCAAGGCGGGCAUAGAUAACCGCAAUCUUUUCGAGAACAGGGAGCCCCGAGCUGCUCGAAUGACCAGACCCGGGUCAGUGGUACAAUCCACUCAACCUGUCCGGCAAGGCGCCCCUCCAAACUGGUCUCGAGAGACGACUCUUCUCCCUGGGGCAGGCAGUACCGAAGUGAUACUACAGACGCAAAUGCCCCAGCGAUUAGAACCUUCUGAAACAAUCUUUGAUCAACCUUGCGAUGCUGAUGCACCGCCACCAAAAUCUGGACGAAAACGGGAGCGUAUCGCUGCGCCGUCUUUUGUUGCAUCAAGAAGCGAGCACGCAAAGACGCCAAGCCGCUUGAGAUCCAAUGCACGUCCGUAUCAUGGCUUUUCGGACGAGGAGGAGGACGAUCCCUUUGGGGAUAUUGAGCCUCCGCUAAGCCGCCAACUACCGAAACACAAUCGAGCAGUACCCCAGUCAGCUCCCGCAACUGGGCGCAAGAGCCCUAGCAAAGGAUACCCUAGUCACCAACUGGACUACCAAAGCGACUACAGUGACGAUGUUGACAUGUCAGCACUUGCAGAAGAGUUUGAUAUCCAACAAUCGUCUUCAAAUAAUAAGCGCCCAACUUCCGUCCGACCUGCGCUCUCGGAGACAUCAGGUAAUGUCGGAGUGCGGAAACAGAAAUCGACAACCAAGAGAGUCCCGAGUUCGUCUGCGGCCUCGAUACCACCCGAGCAGAGGAACAUGCCAUGGUUUAAAGAUGUGAAAAGAGCGCUCAAGGACCGGUUCAGGAUGUCCGGAUUCAGACACAACCAGCUGGAGGCCAUCAAUGCCACACUUGCGGGAAAUGACGCUUUUAUUCUGAUGCCUACUGGCGGCGGAAAGUCCCUGUGCUACCAACUUCCCGCCGUAAUCACCAGUGGGAAAACCAUGGGCGUUACAGUCGUCGUUUCUCCUCUCCUGAGCUUGAUGCAAGAUCAGGUGGACCACUUGAAUGCCCUCAAUAUACAUGCAGCUUCGUUCAACGGCGAUACUGAUCCAACGCGUCGAGCAAUGAUCAUGGAGAAGUUGCGAGAUCGAUUCCCUGAGCAUUAUCUACAGCUUCUGUACGUCACCCCAGAAAUGAUUGUCAAAAGCAAAGCCUUCAUGAAUGGUCUGGAGGCGCUGUAUCGGAACAAGAAACUCGCUCGUCUGGUCAUCGACGAAGCCCAUUGCGUCAGUCAAUGGGGCCACGAUUUCCGACCCGACUACAAAGAGCUCGGCAGUUUUCGAGACAGGUUCCCAGGUGUACCUUUGAUGGCCUUGACGGCUACAGCAACCCAGAAUGUCAUCAUGGAUGUCAAGCACAACCUGGGAAUCGAGAGAUGUGAAGAAUUCUCGCAAAGUUUCAACCGUCCAAAUUUGUAUUACGAGGUCCUGAGGAAGGAGAAAGACAACACUAACACGAUUGCUGAACUGAUCAACUCGAAGUACCCUGGGAAGACAGGCAUUGUUUACACGCUCUCCCGGAAGUCGGCUGAGACUAUUGCCAAGAAGCUCAAGGACCAGGGCAUUAGUGCUCAUCACUAUCAUGCAAGCGUGGAGGGGCCGGAGAAGGCAAGAAUCCAGCAAGACUGGCAGAAAGGCAAAAUCAAGGUGGUUGUUGCUACGAUCGCGUUUGGCAUGGGAAUUGACAAGCCAGAUGUGCGGUAUGUGAUACACCAGUCUGUUCCCAAGAGCCUCGAGGGGUACUAUCAGGAAACGGGGCGCGCCGGCCGAGACGGCAAGCCGUCCGACUGCUAUCUUUAUUUCAACUAUGGCGACGUCACUUCACUUCGGAAAAUGAUCUCGGAUGGCGAUGGCAACGAGGAGCAGAGAGAGAGACAGCGGAACAUGCUCAACUCGGUGACAGCAUUUUGUGAUAACCAAAGUGAUUGUCGCCGAGUCGAGAUCCUCCGCUAUUUCGGGGAGUCGUUCGACAGGGCCCAGUGCAACGCGACCUGUGAUAACUGCAAGUCCAAAGACGUUUUCGAGCAGAAGGAUUUCACCAAGUACGCUGUUGCCGCACUGGAGUGUGUGCGGUCUCAGGGCAAACUCACGCUCGUUCAGUGUACGGACUACCUGAUGGGCAAGAAGAAGAAGACCGAAUUCAAUGAAAGUGCCGAACAGUUCCAUGGAAUCGCCAAGACCAUGCAGAAGCAUGAAAUCCACCGUAUCAUCGAUCGACUUGCGUUUGAAGAUGCAUUGAGGGAAGACAACAUCAUCAACAAGAGAGUGGGCAUUGCUGUUCAAUAUUUCAGAAUUGGACGCAAAGCACAUGCCUUCCUCGCUAAUCGACGUCAACUUUUUCUGACUACCAGAGUUAAGAGCGAUGGUAUCCAAGUUGGUGCGUCCAAAACCCCGAGGCGGUUGGCUAAGCCGGCUGCGCCUGCUACAAGACUCGGAAGUCCCAAGCCUCCCUCGACCUACGUGUCGUCACCUGUCCAGCCAAGGGCCAAGAAGAGCAAAGGGAAGGCCGUAGCGACCAACGAGAAUGAAGAUAGCGAGGACGAUGACGACUAUAGUAGACACGACAACGGCUAUGCGCGCGAUGGAUUCGUGAUUGACGACGAUGACUUUGAUGACGAUUUCGAGGCAAUGCCGCCACCAAGAACCUCACGUCAACGCCGGCAGGACCCGGUUGGCCCGCCAAUAUCGCGCGAUGCUCGUAUGGACGAUGCCACCGUUGGUCAAAUCCACAGGGAGGUUGUUGAGGAAUUUGCCAACGAAGCUUCAAACCUGGAAACUCAGGUACGGCUCAUAAAAGGCUUGUACUCACCGAUAUUCACCCAUUCUCAACUUCGCGAGAUGGCCAUACGAUGGACUGUGACCCUGGAAAAAAUGUACUUCAUUCCCACUAUCGACAGGGAGAAAGUAGACAGGUACGGUGCUCGGUUCCUGCCUCUGAUCCGAGAUUUCCACGGGCGCUUUCAAGAAAUGAUGGGCGGAGAUAAACGUGUAUCCAUCGUGGAUCUGGUGACCACAGAUGAUGAUGAGGAGGACAUGGAAGACAUCUCUGACGACGACGAUGAAGAGGAGGAGGAGGGAGAAACCUCGGGCUACUUCCAGCCGUCUACCGAACAGAUAGCUUUUCGCGACGCGCUCCAACGAGCAGGGGAACAGGCGGAACAAGGCUCGUCGUCGCGCGGGCGCCAAGGCUCGCCGGCUCCUAAAGCGAAGAGAAAACCAUUCGCCCGUAGGUCAGGAGGCGGGACUUCUAGCAAAAGCAAAUUCGCAGGCGUCAAGAAGAGGGGCGGUGCUACCGGCGGCGGCCGUAGGGCAGCGAGCGGCCAGUCGGCGCGGUCGACGUCGGUGUCGUUUGGGCAGGCCAGGAGUGCCGAGAGGGGCCUCAGCAAGAGCAGGGGUAAGGGCAAGCCGCCAGGCGUUGGCCACAGCGGCAUUGGAAUCAUGGACUAUUGA
Anthostomella pinea is the source of this 5385-nucleotide messenger RNA. The record is from the annotation of a GenBank genome assembly. Lineage: Eukaryota; Fungi; Ascomycota; Sordariomycetes; Xylariales; Xylariaceae.